AGCAACCACAAAAAAAAAGAAUGACUAUUUGUGACCGAAGCACAAUUUCAAAAAUCUUGAAGGAAAAAGAAAAAUGGUUAUCCAUACAACUAACGGAACCUGAAGAAAAAAAAAAGGUCAAUCGAUCAGCAAAAUUUAUUAAUUUAGAAAAUGCCAUAGCUAUUUGGUCAAAACGAAGAGAAUCUGAAAGCGUGCCCGUAGAAGACCUUGCUGAUCAAAGAUGA
Molecule: messenger RNA, 224 nt
Organism: Racocetra fulgida
Lineage: Eukaryota; Fungi; Glomeromycota; Glomeromycetes; Diversisporales; Gigasporaceae
Source: the annotation of a GenBank genome assembly